AUGUAUCAGAAAUCAGGAAAAAUAGAACAUAUGUACAACAACCAGACGAGCUAAUAGAGAUAGCCAGAAUUGAAAACUGGUAUUAAUGACUACAGAGCAUAAAAUCCUUACUAAGAAUCUUAGAUUAGAAUCACAAACAGAGAAAUUUUUAUGUAAGGUGGCACUAAUAGCAUUAUUAAGGAUCAUCAAAAGUCUAAGAUUUUCGACACCUAAAAUUCAAGCUAACCAAUAAAGAACUUUAAUAUUGUAUCAAGAUUUCCUUCUUAAAUUCCAAAUAGUCCUUAAUGCGAUCGAUAAAAUCCAAAACCCAAUGAAUAUACGAAUAAAUCAUACACAACCAACGUGAAUGGCAAGCCUCAAAUGCCCUAUAAUAACUAGCAGAAUAACAGCCAUUAUUACAAACAAGGAAACAUAGUGAAAACAGAGCAGCUUCCAGAUAUGAAUGAAACAGUCCCAAUUAAUCAUAAAUUGUUUUCGGAUGAUGCAGCAUUAUAAAUGGAAUCCAAGUUCUAAACCUGCUCUUCUUUGGAAUAGAAUAAAAAAUCUGAUUAACAAUAGAUGGGGAAUUAAAUUAACUUUUAUGAUCAGCUUGUUGAACAAUAGGGAUAAAUCUAGGAAGUUCUAAUAGAACCCACAUUCUAGGAUCAAGAGAAAUAAAAUUAGGAAUAAGUAAUACCUGAAUAUGCUGCACAAUCAAUAAUAAUAUCACAAUUAAGUUUAAUGGAGUUGAAGAAUAGGGAUAUUUCCUCAAUGAAAAAUUUUGAGAGAACUAUUGGGAUUAGAAAAUCUGAAAAUUAGAAGGAAUCCCCAAUAAAAUAACAUAUAUAGAUUGAAUAAAUUCAGUCUGAUCCCAUAAUGAUAUAGCAAUCAAACACUUUGAAUUAAUCAAAAGUAGCAGCAGAUCAAUUGAAGGGAUAAAAAGAAGAAAAUUGUUAAAACAAUCUUUGUGAAACAAUAAAUUUAGUUAAAUUUAAUGAAGACGAAGAGACCAAUAUGGAAAACCCAGAGAAAAUUAGCAAUUUUGUGACUACCAAAAUAUAAUAGAGAGGAGAGAAAUGUAUAAAUUAUAAUUAAUUAGAACUACAAUCAUUUAAAUAAAUAAGUCAACCAAGUCAACGCUGUUCGGCUUUAGAGUUUGAAGUGUUGGAGAGGAUGAACCAAGUUCGUUAAAAUCGAUUAGAGGGAAUGAAGGUGGAUUACUUUGGGGCAGUGGAAAGGUUGGAAAAGUCAGAUUGUUUAUCUGAUUUGGCGGCUGAGAAAUCAAUUAUUUAAUUGAUCGUUACAUAAUUUCCUUAUUUAAGAAGAGUGAGAGGGGACGGGAACUGCUUAUUUUCAAGUUUACUCUUUCCCUACUUGGAGUUGAUAUAUAUUAAUAACCUAUUUGAUACGGUAUUAAAUCAGUUUGUGGCUCAUGAAAUCUAUUGGAACAAGGCUACGAUGAUAGAUAGACCAAUGGUCUUUACUUUGAUAAAGAAGAUCUUUCAAGAGUUGAAAAAGCUUAGUAAAAAGUACAAUAAUGAUUUGCUCAUGUUUUCAGAAGUGAUCCUUCAUUACAUCAACAGAGUGAAUGGCUUUUAUGACAUGCUCAUCAUCUUCAUGCGAUCGACAAUAAUAUAGAGUUAUAAGUUGUACUCUAAACAAGGAGAAUAUCAGAACUUCUUGGAUGAGAGCACUUCAGAGGAAUUCUUAGAGAGGAACAGUAGUUUCGAGGAGGAAGGAGAUUUUUUAUCAAUAUAAUUCUUUUGUGAAAUUACUUAAUUGAAGGUGAAGUUGAUUAAUUUUUCAGAUAAACAUCCAAUUCAAUCGAUGUAAACCCUUGAGCCGAAACUUAAUAAGGUGAGGAACGAUCAAGCCAACUUCAUUAGUUUGAAAUACAAUGAGGGCCAUUACGAUAUUCUGUACUCAAGAAUGUUAAAGCAAAUGCAAAUUAAGCAGGAAGAGAGACCACUUCCAGAAAUACAGUUUACUGCUUUGUAUUGA
This is a messenger RNA of Paramecium tetraurelia, 1980 nucleotides long. RefSeq lists its product as uncharacterized. NCBI's taxonomy places the organism in Eukaryota, Ciliophora, Oligohymenophorea, Peniculida, Parameciidae. The transcript has 3 exons. The record is from RefSeq and is a predicted model, not a curated record.